AUGUCUCAAGUACAACAAUACUGGCUCCCGGGAUACGGACUGUCCCGUCAUAUAGUCUUAGGCCACAUACAAUACUUUCUAGGGCCAACAGCCAGCGUCAGGCCAUAUUCAUACCAGGGACGCGACGGCUACCUAAUAGUCGGUGUACCACUUACAAGAGAACAAAUCGACGACCUAGCAACCAUGUCCCGAGAAUACGAACGUCAAGAAUCCCUCCGAAUGGCAGGUGACUCAGCCAGCCCCACCGCCGCCACUUUCGGUAGACACGAACCCUAUAUCAAUGAGAUUGUACCCGUCAGGAGUUCGGGGAGGAGAAGCAGGGCACCA
Messenger RNA from Aspergillus eucalypticola CBS 122712, 327 nucleotides. RefSeq lists its product as uncharacterized. The annotation marks the transcript as partial. The record is from RefSeq and is a predicted model, not a curated record. The transcript has 3 exons. Lineage: Eukaryota; Fungi; Ascomycota; Eurotiomycetes; Eurotiales; Aspergillaceae.